Messenger RNA from Ictalurus punctatus (channel catfish), 1288 nucleotides. RefSeq names its product Spi-C transcription factor (Spi-1/PU.1 related) (gene spic). The coding region runs from base 173 to 958 and encodes 261 amino acids. Gene Ontology annotation, molecular function: DNA-binding transcription factor activity, RNA polymerase II-specific; sequence-specific DNA binding. The record is from RefSeq and is a predicted model, not a curated record. The transcript is spliced from 5 exons. Gene Ontology annotation, cellular component: nucleus. Gene Ontology annotation, biological process: cell differentiation; regulation of transcription by RNA polymerase II. NCBI's taxonomy places the organism in Eukaryota, Metazoa, Chordata, Actinopteri, Siluriformes, Ictaluridae.
GGGCAGACUAUAAAAAUCACUGGUUGCUCAGAGGGAGGAAAAAAAAACCCAACCAACCCCUGUCACAUACAGUACGGUGGUAUGACCGUUUGAAAAUUAUUAGCAGAACAGUUAAGACGUAACCUGCUGGAGCGCACCUGGAUUGAUCCCUCUGAACACGGCUAGGGGCACAAUGGGAUCUCUGGAUAAUGACAUUAAUCAGGAUUUUCAGGAUGCCAUUGAUGUGAUGCAGCGACACUCAGAAAUAUUCUACUAUGAUACAGACAGUAAAUACAUCGAGAACAUCAGAAGUCAUGAUUCCUCUGUGCAAUACUCGGUGUCUUGUUACCGCUACAUGCCUCACUCUGUAGGAUCGUCCGCGGCCUACGACUGGCACGAAGCAUCAUCAUGGUCUCAUAUGGUGCCAGAGGCGUCUCCGUGGGGAACACCUGAACCUCCAGCGCUUUACCCAAUACCACCCGAACGGCUCCGAAAAGGCCGUAAGAAGCUGCGUCUGUACGAAUACCUUCACGAAGCGCUGCACGAUGUCCACAUGGUCGACUCCAUCCAGUGGACGGACCGUGGCACUGGGACGUUCCACUUCAUCUCCAAAAACAAAGAAAAGCUGGCUGAGUGUUGGGGCCAGCGCAAGGGCAACCGCAAAGCCAUGACCUACCAGAAAAUGGCCCGGGCGCUACGCAACUACAGCCGCACGGGGGAGAUCGUCAAAGUGCGCCGCAAGCUCACCUACCAGUUUAACCCGGUGAUCCUGCAGAGACUGGAGACCGUGACCACAUCAGGUCCGUCACCACUAGAGUUUGUUCCUCACCAUCAAAUCCCUGCUGAACCGAACUACUACUGCCCCCCUGUAGCUGACUGGCACAACUGGUACUCACAGUGCCCGUUCCCUGCAGAGUACGACUUCACUUCUGCACUAACGUCAGCAGAAGGCCUGAAAACACAUGAUCCGUCUCAGUGAUGGGAGAAGUGUGAGACGUUCCCUGACAGCGCCCUGACCCGUAAACUCCCACAGGGCAUUAAUAAAACUGACUGAAACAUGUUAUAAUGCUGAGUAGCACAGGGACGUACACACAGAACAUGAACAGAGGCUGAUGAUGUGUAAAAGUAGUCCUUACUCUUCGCUAACGUGUGCCUGCUUACAUUCCUAUACACUGUAUUUCACUGAAAACUUGUACUCGGUGGGGAAAAAGAAUCCCUGAAGUAAAUAUCAGUGUACGAUGAACAUGAGCGUGAAUAUGUUUUCUGUCACUGUUUCAAACUUUCAAAAUAAAACUGUGUCUAAUUUCCA